AUGAAGUUGACCAUGUGUUUUGGUGACGAAGGUGACACAAAAGUUUCUUUUUCUGGUGGAGAAUCGAAUAUCCACCCGAAGAAGAAACUUAACCGUAUCGCCAUGGAGGGAUCCAGCCACAUUGCCCGCAUGGUGCAGGAUGAAUUCGCCUAUGGCACCACUGUGACGAAGUUUAUAAGGAAGGAUGGUGUCAAGGCGAAGGACCUGCAACGUGGCUUAACCAGCUUUUCAGUUGGUACAGAUAUGAAAACCAACAGCGUUGAUGGUGGAUGGGGAUGGGCGGUCGCAUUCUCAUCGUUCAUGACCAACGUUUUGAUCGAUGGAGUGUGUGUUACAUUCGGAAUCUUUUUCCCGGAAUUCCUCAGAUAUUUUGGAGAAAGUAAAGCGAAGACACAGAUGCUAAGCUCCAUAAUGGUCGGAACAUUAUCAUGUGUUGGUCCGUUCGUUAGUGCAUUGGUGAACAGGUAUGGCUGUCGCUUGGUAUCUAGGUGUGGAACAGUAAUCGCCAGCAUUGGAGUAUUCCUUUCUUCAUUUUCACCAAACCUGGACGUGAUGAUAAUCUUUUACGGCAUUCUUGGAGGUGUUGGCUUCGGCUUCCUCUAUGUUCCACCAAUAGUGAUAAUUGGUGAAUAUUUCGACAAACGAAGAGCAUUAGCAACAGGGAUUGCCGUUUGUGGAGCUGGACUGGGAGGAUUAAUAUUUGCACCUGUGAACGAAUUUCUUUUGGAAAAAUAUGCUUGGAGGGGGACCAUGUGGAUUAUGUCUGCGAUAACUCUAAACAGUGCUGUGUUUUCUGCAACAUUCAAACCAAUGAAAGUUGGAUUUGAUCCGAAUAAUAAAAAAAUCCAAAACGUUCAAACUGAUAACGACCAGCAAAGUAGUUUAAACAAAAGUAAUUCUUACCUUUGUUGCGGUGACCACAACUGUUUACCAACCAAAGAGAUGUUUGACUUUUCACUUCUUAAAAGUCCAACCAUGUUGAUGUAUGGAUCGUCAUGUAUACUUGUCAUGUUCGGUUUUUUCAUACCAUAUAAUUUCUUGCCGGCAUGGGCUACAGAUGUCAAUCUGUCCAGUGAAGAGGGAGUACUGCUUAUUGUAUUAAUGAGUGCAUCUAGCACUGUUUCGCGAGUUGUGAUUGGCUACGUGACGGACAAAUCUUGGGCCAAUACUUUGAUUAUAAAUAACGGCGCCUUGCUGAUUGGUGGGUUAUCAACAUUCUUUGUGCCGUUCUACACCAGCUUUCCUAUCUUAGCCAUCUACGCGAUAGUGUUUGGAAUCGUAACGGCGACCUUUAUAUGCUUGCGGAGUGUACUGAUGGCAGAACUGUUGGGAGUACAUCGACUUACUAGUUCCUUCGGACUAGUUGGAUUGAGUAUGGGAUUGUCCACAUUUCUUGGAGCGCCCAUAGCAGGAGCACUGUCUGAUAUAAGUGGCAAUUACAACAUAACUUUUUACUUUGGUGGCGUCACUCUGGGACUGGGAGGCUUAAUUUGUCUUCCACUCAGACGGAUUUCGGACUUGGAAAAAAGUAGGAGCAUUGAUUCCAUUACGUCUUCGGCUUGA
Ylistrum balloti is the source of this 1563-nucleotide messenger RNA. RefSeq names its product monocarboxylate transporter 13-like. The record is from RefSeq and is a predicted model, not a curated record. NCBI's taxonomy places the organism in Eukaryota, Metazoa, Mollusca, Bivalvia, Pectinida, Pectinidae. Bases 1 to 1563 code for a protein of 520 amino acids. Gene Ontology annotation, molecular function: monocarboxylic acid transmembrane transporter activity. Gene Ontology annotation, biological process: transmembrane transport; monocarboxylic acid transport. The transcript is spliced from 7 exons.